AUGUCCGACAGAAUGGACGGAAUUCCGUUGGGCAGCUUGCCCCAGACUUUCAAUGACACUGUGACGGUGGCGCGUGCGUUGGCUGUCCGGUUUGUGUGGAUUGACAGCCUGUGCAUUGUUCAAGACUCCGCUCUCGACUGGGAGAUUGAGUCGAGAAAGAUGGGGGAAUACUAUGCAAAUUCCCUUUUAACCAUAGCCGCCAUCAACGCCUCAGGCAGCUCGGGAGGCCUUUUCAGCCAAACGAGCCCUUUGGAGCUCGCUCCCUAUCCCAUGGCUGUUACUCUGCCUCCCCCGACACUAUUAACCCCCGGCUUUUUCAGACCGUCGCACGUCGAAGACCCUAGCAGGAAGACCGACGGGUUUCAACGCCCACCGCUGUGGCAGCGCGCUUGGGUUUUACAAGAGCGCCUCCUCUCUCCCCGCUUGUUGAUGUUUUCGACGACUCAAAUGAGCUGGAGAUGCAGGACCGAAGAGGCGUCCGAGCAGAUACCUGAAGGGUCGUCGAUGUGGAUCGGGCGCAGUAACGAGGAUCGAGUCGUAAAACCCAUUCUCGACAGACUCCAGAAACUAGGUGGCGACACUUUUAUCGGUCCAGAUGAGAUACCUUCGACCAGAAUACCCGAUGAAGCGACUCGCGACACGAAAGCCAUUUACGAUGCGUGGUACGAUCUUGUUAUGCUCUACGGCAAAUGCAGUCUUACCUAUCCUUCCGACGUUUUUCCCGCCAUUUCCGGCAUUGCAAGCUCCAUCCACCGCGCCUCUGGUGCUCAGUACGUUGCCGGGCUGUGGAAGCCGGAUCUGCACCGUGGCCUCAUGUGGACGGCUCCCGAUUCCACCUCGUCGAGGACAGACCUGCGGGAGUACCGGGCUCCAUCAUGGUCCUGGGCCUCGUUGCCGGCCACGUGCACCUUCUUCGUUCGAGAGUUGAUCCAAGAGAAGCCAGACGCUAGCUGCAUGGACAUUGAGGAGGCUGCCGUUCAGAUCCAAGGAGCCAACCCCUUCGGUGAGACAUCUUCUGGGAGGUUGCGGGUCAGGGGGUUUUUGAAGCCGGCGUGCCCGUAUUUUCGGGACGGUGGGCUCGAUCCAUUACUGGAAGAGAUCAAGGCGCCGGCGCACUGGAGAUCCGGAGACAAUCUCUUUGAUCUGAACACACGAACGCCAGUUGGUAGGUACACGCCCGAUAACAUUGACCGCAAGCACAUUGCGCAGAUCUGGUGCGCGCCAGUCAUGACGGAAGUCCAUCCAGCGUCUCGCAGGGAAGAAAAUAAAAUUGGAGCGCAGUGUCUAGCGCUGUACUCUCUUGAUCUGGCACGGUGUGAGUAUAUGCGUGUUGGCUUUGUAUGGGUUCAUGAUUUCGGGUGGUUCAGCGAUUGUGCCAUGUCCUCUUACUCUGUUAUUUGA
Messenger RNA from Fonsecaea erecta, 1401 nucleotides. RefSeq lists its product as hypothetical. The coding region runs from base 1 to 1401 and encodes 466 amino acids. The transcript has a single exon. Lineage: Eukaryota; Fungi; Ascomycota; Eurotiomycetes; Chaetothyriales; Herpotrichiellaceae. The record is from RefSeq and is a predicted model, not a curated record.